AUGGCUUCCUCCGAAAUGUCGCUCACUCUGUCGAUAUCUCAACUUCUCCAGUUCCACGUCUUCGCUGGACCUGCGAGCGUGCAGCCCAGCCUACAGCUUAAACCGUCACCUCAGCCGUUUUUCGCAACCUUGUCGCCAGACUUGUCAUCGAUCGCCAUCAAGAUCCAGACGCAAUGCGUUAGCGGGCAUCGUGUACUAAGCAUCUUCGCUAUACCGAGGCCGGACCAACCGAAUUUCGUCAACUCAUCUUCCCUCGCUCCAUCGUCGGCUUCAAAUCCUCCUGUUCAGUAUAUGACGCCCCGAAACAUAGCCCCGUUAUCAGAUUUCCCUUUAGCGGAGGCAUCACCUAGUACUUGGAUCUUUAACUUAUCUGCAACUCAUAUAAUGACACGUUUAGCAGCUGACUUUGACUUCUUCGCUCAAGAGGCAUUAAUGACCAGUUAUGACUCUUUCUUCUCAACGUUACCACCGUUAGAGGUCCCCUCGUCAGAUUACUUGUCGCUUCUCGGACACAAAUCGCAAGCAUACACACCAAUUUCAUCAGCAUCCGCCGAAGUGGACACAACGGUGCCUCGGAAACGGCCUCGUCGAUUUGCGUGUCCGGAUCCAUCAUGUAAACGUAAAUUUGCAAGCAAGGAUACUCUAGAACUUCAUAUGACUAUGCGCCAACACACCCGCAAAGUGCGCUAUCAGUGUGAGAUGGGGUGCUCAGAAACCUUUUCACGGCAGCACGACCGUCUUCGCCACGAAGUCGCCCGGCACGCGCGAGUACCGGAUUGGAUGUGCCACCGGUGUAAACACGUAUUCUCCAGUCAGUCAAACCAAAACAAGCACAAGUGCCCGGAUUUUAUCGCCGCCGAUAGUCUUUGUUCGUGA
This is a messenger RNA of Coniophora puteana RWD-64-598 SS2, 876 nucleotides long. RefSeq lists its product as uncharacterized. The transcript has 4 exons. The coding region runs from base 1 to 876 and encodes 291 amino acids. The record is from RefSeq and is a predicted model, not a curated record. NCBI's taxonomy places the organism in Eukaryota, Fungi, Basidiomycota, Agaricomycetes, Boletales, Coniophoraceae.